Carassius gibelio (silver crucian carp) is the source of this 819-nucleotide messenger RNA. RefSeq names its product methylmalonyl CoA epimerase (gene mcee). NCBI's taxonomy places the organism in Eukaryota, Metazoa, Chordata, Actinopteri, Cypriniformes, Cyprinidae. Gene Ontology annotation, cellular component: mitochondrion. The transcript is spliced from 4 exons. Gene Ontology annotation, biological process: L-methylmalonyl-CoA metabolic process. The record is from RefSeq and is a predicted model, not a curated record. Gene Ontology annotation, molecular function: methylmalonyl-CoA epimerase activity. The coding region runs from base 20 to 559 and encodes 179 amino acids.
GAGUUUCUUAAUAUAGCGAAUGACCGCAAAGAUGGCUUCCUCUUUACUGAAGGUUGCAGUUACAGGUCUCUCGAGGUGUGCGUGGCACUCUUUACCCUCAGUGAGGGCAGUGUCUCUGACUGUACCGGUGGGUCAAGGUGUCCCUCAGUCAUUGUGGAAGUUAGGCAGACUGAAUCAUGUGGCCAUCGCAGUGCCAGACCUGGAGAAAGCCACAGCGCUGUACCGUGAUGUGCUGGGGGCUCGAGUGAGCUCCACUGUGCCUCUCCCUGAGCACGGGGUGUACACUGUGUUUGUGGAACUGGGGAACACCAAAUUAGAACUUCUGCACCCUCUUGGAGAGAAAAGUCCUAUUGCAGGAUUCCUGCAGAAGAACAAAGCUGGAGGGAUGCAUCAUAUCUGUAUCGAGGUGGAUGAUAUCAAUGCUGCAAUAGUUGAUUUGAAGGAAAAGAAAAUCCGACUGCUCUCCCCAGAGCCACGGAUAGGAGCUCAUGGCAAACCUGUGAUGUUCCUCCACCCAAAAGACUGUGAUGGGGUUCUUGUGGAGAUAGAACAAGCCUAGCUAUCACACAUCAGAUUGUUAUCUAGUAAAUAGAGACACUUUGAUUAGGCUGUUCAUUUUUGACACUUAAGCUAUCGUGAUCACUGCAAGAACACUUGUUCCAUCAAUUUUCAAUCUGUUACGGUGUGCUUUAUAUUCUUGGCCUUUGGCUUUUUUUCUGAAGGAAAAGGUUUUCUUUAGUGACCUAAUAAAUGAUUAAGUUAGUUUGAUAAUUUGACCCUAAACAAACUCACACAUUAAAAAUGUGUAUAAAGUUCGUA